CACAGCAGCCACAUGCACCAAGGAAACCAAACUAUUGUCUCUGAAUUCUUCCUUCUGGGACUCACAGUGGGAUGUGAACAGCAGCAGAUUGUCUUCAUAUUGUUUCUAUGCAUGUAUCUGAUCACCAUGGUAGGAAACUUACUUAUCAUCCUGGCCAUUGUCAGUGACACUCACCUCCACAGCCCCAUGUACUUCUUUCUUGCCAACCUAUCUUUCACUGACAUCUGCUUCACAACCACAACAGUCCCCAAGAUGUUGGCAGACAUUCGUAGCCAACAUCCAACCAUCUCCUUUGAAGGAUGCCUUACACAAAUGUAUUUUUUUAUGCUCCUGGUAGACCUGGACAAUUUUCUCCUGGCAGCCAUGGCAUAUGAUCGGUAUAUUGCCAUCUGUCACCCAUUACACUAUGUUACUUUACUGAAUACAAAGCAAUGUGCCUUUUUGGUUGUGAUUCCUUGGGUUGUCUCCAACCUUGUCUCUGUACUGCAUCUGAGUCUGCUGAGCCGCUUGACUUUUUGCAAUCAGAUAGAAAUACCUCAUUUCUUCUGUGACCUGGAACCAGUAUUAAGGCUUGCUUGUUCAGAUACCAAAAUCAACUACUUGAUGAUCUUUGCCAUUGGGGGAGCAGUUAUCUUCUUCCCCGUCACUUUCAUUCUUGUAACCUAUGCUUUUAUUGGAAGCACUGUGCUUAGGGUUCCAUCCACCAGAGGAAAGUGGAAAACAUUCUCCACACGUGGCUCCCAUCUCUCAGCUGUGGCCCUCUUUUAUGGAUCCAUUGUUGGAGUCUACUUUCUCCCUUAUUCUGCCUACUCAGCAGAAAGGGGUAAGGUAUCUGCUAUCAUGUAUACAAUUAUAACUCCCAUGAUGAACCCCUUUAUCUAUAGUCUAAGGAACAAAGACAUGAAAAGAGCACUGAGGAGACUAUUUAGCAGCAAAAGUUUUUUCUGGAGUUGGUGA
Messenger RNA from Chinchilla lanigera (long-tailed chinchilla), 957 nucleotides. RefSeq names its product olfactory receptor 1468-like. Gene Ontology annotation, biological process: G protein-coupled receptor signaling pathway. Gene Ontology annotation, cellular component: membrane. NCBI's taxonomy places the organism in Eukaryota, Metazoa, Chordata, Mammalia, Rodentia, Chinchillidae. The coding region runs from base 13 to 957 and encodes 314 amino acids. Gene Ontology annotation, molecular function: G protein-coupled receptor activity; olfactory receptor activity. The record is from RefSeq and is a predicted model, not a curated record. The transcript has a single exon.